AUGAAGGAAUUACCCAUACUUAAACAUAAAAAGGAAAUUAAAAAAUGCAUAAAAAAAAACAAGUUAAUUAUUAUUAAGGGUGAAACCGGAUGUGGAAAAACAACUCAGGUACCACAAAUCAUAAAUGAAUAUUUUUUUAAUAAGAGACACAAAUGGAAAAAGAAUCAAAGCAAUUUCCACACGAUUGAUGGUAAUGGUAGGACGAUUGGGGAGGAAGCUAGUGAAAAAAGAGAUAAGAUAAAAGAAGAUGUGAAAAAGAAACCGUUUAAGAUGCUCAUCUCAUUGCCAAGAAGAGUAGCAACUAUCACUGUUGCAGAAAGAGUGGCCAAAGAGAUGAAUAGAGGAAGUAUCGGUAGUUAUGUCGGUUAUGCUAUACGAUUUAAAAAUGUUACAUCUGAAGAAACAAGAAUUAAAUUUGUUACAGAUGGAAUUCUGAUUAGAGAAAUUAUGAACGAUUCGUUGUUAAAAAAAUAUAAGUUUUUAAUUUUGGACGAAAUUCACGAGAGAUCUAUUAGAACCGAUGUUCUACUAGGAUAUGUUAAAAUACUAAUGCAAAAGAGAAAGAAAUUAAGAAUUAUUCUUAUGUCCGCUACAUUCGACAUAGCCACAUUUAACAACUUCUUUAUAAAUCCACCUAUUAUAUCAAUUCCUCACAAACUGCACAAGGUGAGUAUUUUUUACCCAACAAAACCUGUAGAAGAUUAUCUUCUCUCAGUUGUAUGCACUAUUUUGCAAAUCCACUUUGGCUAUGUAGGAGACGAUGGGGAAAGGAAUGAAUGGCAAAAGGAGAAGAAUAACGCAGGAAAGAAAAAUGACGAUGAGAAAAAUGCAGACAUGGGAGACAUUCUAGUUUUCCUUCCAGGACAGGAAGAAAUUGAAAUAGUAAAUAUAAUGCUUAAGGAGAAACUUAAAAUAAUUUACAAAGGUUCUCUUCUCAAAAAGUUAAUGAAAGAUGAAAAAGAAAACGUAGAAGAAAGUGACAUUUUAAGUAAGAUAAACGUCGCAUUAAAUGCAGAAAAUCCAAUUGAAGAUGGUAUUUGCUUCCAUUUCGGUCAAAGAGAAAUAAUUCCAGAGAGGAUAUAUCCCAUGAAGAUUCUACAGCUGUACUCAUCUCUACCCAACAAGAAACAGAGGAUCGUAUUUGAACCAGCACCUCACAACACACGGAAGGUCAUUCUUAGCACGAAUAUUGCUGAAACAUCGGUGACCAUUCCGAACAUAAAGUAUGUGAUAGACAGCGGUCGCGUGAAAAUAAAAUUUUUCGACUCCAAAAAGGGAAGCAAUGUUUUGAAAGUGACACAAAUUUCGAAGGAUUCAGCCGUUCAGAGAGGCGGAAGAGCUGGAAGAGAAGGUCCGGGACAUGUCUACAGAAUUUACACAUUGGAGGAGUAUGAAUGUAUGAGUCCAUUUUUAAUUCCAGAGAUUUUCCGCUCAGAUCUUACACAGAUAUAUUUGGAACUGAAGGCCAUGAAUAUACAUAAUCCACUUGAAUUUGAUUUCCCAGAGAAUCCAAAAAAAGAACUACUCAUACAUUCAGCAAAAGUGUUGUUUAGAAUAAAUGCAAUAGAUGUGAAUAAUAACCUAACUGAACAUGGCAAAAAAUUGUGUCUUCUGCCAUUGAGCCCAAUAUAUGCGAACAUGAUGUUAUGUUCGGUUGAAUUUAAUUGCAUAGACGAAAUUGCUACCAUCGUGGCACUCUUAAAUUGUGAUAGCAUAUUUCUUAAUUACAACUUUUACGAGGAUAUGAAAAUUAUAAAUGAUGAAUCGUUUGGCAGCUCCAAGGCGGAUCCGGUUAAAGGGUCAAGUGCAAACAAUACCAUUUCGAAUGCCUCUCAUAAUAGCACUUCUACCACAGCAAACAUUACUAAUGUUGCUAAUCCCAAUAAGAUGACUUGCACGGCUUCCAAUCAGUAUGAAGAGCAGGAGGAACCCAACAUAAGCGACAAGAGCAAAUUGAUCAACGUGGCCAGGAGAAAAUUAAUGCACCCAGAUGGUGAUCACCUAACUCUCCUGCACAUCUUUUAUUUGUGGCAAGAAGAGUCUACUCCGAAAGAGAGGAAACAUUUCUGUAACAUUUAUGCAUUAAAUAAUGAAACAUUGCAACAAGCAGAAAAAAUAAAAGAGCAAAUUUUAGAAAUAAUGACAAAUAAGAUGGGGAUAAAAGUAUCGCAAAAAUUACAUAUGCACAAAUGGGAUCAGAUUCUAAUUUGUUUGUGCAAAUCUUGUUUUUUUAAUGUAGCUAGAUCAACAUCAAAUCCAAAUGAAUUUAUAAAUUUGGUUAGCAAAACCAAGUUGUAUAUUCACCCGUCCUCUACUCUUUUUAGUUCCUUUAUCAAACCAUCCUUUAUUUUCUAUUCGGAUGUUGUAAAAACCAAGCGAUUGUAUGCUAGAACCGUAACGAAAAUAGAUGUCAGCUGGCUACUCAAAUAUUCCUCUCAGAAUUUUCAGCUAGUUCAAGAUUCUUCUAAAGGUUCAUCUUAA
This is a messenger RNA of Plasmodium gonderi, 2481 nucleotides long. Its product is annotated as ATP-dependent RNA helicase prh1. Gene Ontology annotation, cellular component: intracellular anatomical structure; catalytic step 2 spliceosome. The transcript is spliced from 3 exons. Gene Ontology annotation, biological process: spliceosomal complex disassembly. NCBI's taxonomy places the organism in Eukaryota, Apicomplexa, Aconoidasida, Haemosporida, Plasmodiidae. Bases 1 to 2481 code for a protein of 826 amino acids. Gene Ontology annotation, molecular function: ATP hydrolysis activity; ATP binding; RNA binding. The record is from RefSeq and is a predicted model, not a curated record.